Messenger RNA from Pyricularia oryzae 70-15, 3205 nucleotides. RefSeq names its product 2,5-diketo-D-gluconic acid reductase A. The transcript is spliced from 4 exons. The record is from RefSeq and is a predicted model, not a curated record. Gene Ontology annotation, molecular function: oxidoreductase activity. Lineage: Eukaryota; Fungi; Ascomycota; Sordariomycetes; Magnaporthales; Pyriculariaceae. Bases 193 to 1059 code for a protein of 288 amino acids.
CUCUCUGGGGCGAACCACUCAAGCUACCCCGCUCCUUCCGUUCGUCUCCACGAGUCAAUGAGGGCAUACCUGGUAGGAUAGGCGUACCAGAGACUUGUUACAAGCUCCAGCUUAAGAGACUCAACUCAUAUAAGCUCUCAAUUUUCAAAACAUACAAGUUUGUGGCGAUAAUUUGACAUUCGAUAUUCCAAGAUGGCGUCCUCUCUCACACUACAGUCAACUUUCAAGCUGCCCAGCGGUCAUGAGAUGCCGCUACUCGGAUUUGGUCUCUGGCAGACGCCACCUGACGAAGCUGAGAGGUGUUGCAAUGACGCACUCCGUCUAGGCUACCGACACAUCGACUCGGCCGCCUCAUACCGCAACGAAGGCGGCUGCGGCAAAGCCAUCCGAACCUCGUCCAUCCCUCGCUCAGACAUCUUCUUCACGUCCAAGGUGCGCAUCAUCACCUAUGACGGCGCCAAGGAGCAGGUGGCCAAGACGCUGGCGGAGACGGGGCUCGACUACAUCGACCUGAUGCUCCUGCACUGUCCCUACGGCGGGUCGGAAAACCGCAAGGGCGCGUGGAAGGCACUGGUCGAGGCGGUCGAGGCCGGCAAGGUCCGGUCCAUCGGCGUCAGCAACUACGGCGUGCACCACCUUGACGAACUGGAGAAGCACAUGGCUGAGCUCGAGGCCGAGAGACCCGGCGCGGGCGGCGUGCUGAGCGUCGGCCAGUACGAGAUUCACCCCUGGUGCGCACGCGACGACGUCGUCGGCUGGCUGCAGAAGCGCGGCGUGGCCGUCGAGGCCUACAGCCCGCUUGUGCGGGGCGAGCGCUGGGGCGAACCCGUCCUGAAGAAGCUCGCGGACAAGUAUGGCAAGACGGAGGCGCAGGUGCUGAUCCGCUGGAGCCUGGACCAGGGCUUUGUUCCGCUGCCCAAGAGUGUCAACGAGGAUCGCAUCAAGGCCAACACCGACGUGUAUGAUUUCCAGCUGACGGCCGAGGAGGUUAAGGAGCUGAAGACGGACGAGUACAAGCCUGUCUGUUGGGAUCCAGUCACCAGUGGCCUGGACAACUAGCCUGUCGGUUGUGGUAUCUGUUGGCCGAGAUCAUGGCAAUCGCCCAAUAAGACCAUCGAGACCAGGCGGCAAGCUGGAAAUAUGGGUUCGCGGGAUUUGAACAUGUGCAUGAACUGGAGUUUUAGUAGCAAUAGACGACCUGUAACUCUUGAUUGUCACACAGCAAUCCAGUUUGAGAGUCCUCUGGAGUUGAGGGGAGGAGCCCGUUAGAACUCUCAAGCCUGACUGGCAUGUUCUUGGCAUUUGAUACAUUUCCCGACGUGAUCUCCAUGUCUGGUGAUCCAGCCAAAGCCAAAGCGACAGUAUCAAAUCCUACAAUGUCAAUAUGUUUGAUUUGUUAUGCUCCACUGGGAGACAUUUCACCGGUGUAGUUUUUGCAAAGGUUUUUGAGCAAACCUGGGGAGAAGGUUUCAACAUGGAUUGGGGCUUCACCGUCUCUUUCGCAGUUUCACGUGAUAAUCCAUUUUGGGUUCCCCACAUCCAAUACACCUGCACGUACGUCAAGCGUCCAAGACAUCCCCACCCUUGUCCAGUUAUGGUUGCUCUUCUCAACACAAAUGCCAUCCCGUCUUCGCCUGUAGCCGUGGAUGGCACACAUUUCGAUAUGCAAUUGUUUCACGCGCAAAAUGGCAAGUAAGGUAUGACAAGGCAAUAUAUUCCUCAGCUACUCUGAAAACGUACAGCAAAACAGAAGCCAGAUAUGUAUUAAGUUCCGUCGCCAAUCCCUUCCUAUUCACAACACAUUAUCCACUAGGUAUCUAUACAAAUAUUCGUAUCAUCCAGCCGUCAUAGGCUAGUAUUCCCCAAUUUACUGGAGAGCCAUGAAUCCGGCAAUGGCGCCCAGGACGAUGGAGACGCCGAGCUCGGGCUUGGCCAGGGCGGCAGCAUUGCCGGUGGGGCUGGGAGUGGCAGAGGUCUGACCAGCGCCGUUGCUGCCACCGUUGCCGCCGUUACCACCGCUACCACCGCCGUUGGUGUUGGUGGGGGUAGGUGUGGCGGUGGCCUCGGUGACGCCAAUCAUCCUGAAGUUCUCGGUCCUGGUCUGGUUGCCGCCGGUCCAGACGACAGCGACGCUGGGCGAGCAGUUGAGGUUGUCGAGGUUAAGGCCGAGGGUGCUCAAGACGGGCGAGCAGGUGCUGCUGGCGGCCUUGACCGAGCUCCAGCUGGUCGAGGCCCACACGCUCACGUCGGACGACAGCUUGACAAAGUCGGAGCUGACCGACUCGGCCAUGGUGAAGGUGCAGUUGGAGUCCUGGAAGACCAGGCCGACGUAGGGGUUCAGGGCGGUAGGGAUGGCGGGGAAGUUGCUCUGGAGGGAGCUGAGCGACGAGCCGCAUUGGCCGAGAAGCGAGGCGAGGCUCGUCACGCUGCUGAAAGCGCUGUUGGUGGGGGUUGCGGUGGUCUGUUGACGACGCUCAACCUGGGCCAGGGCCGGUGCCUGAGUCGGCUCGGGCAUGGCCGAGGAGAGGGCGACCAAGGCCAGAGGAAGGACGGUAGUGAGCUGCAUGAUGAAUAGAGGUUUUUGAGGUUGGUUGUUGGGUGGAUCAAAAGUUAAUGAUGAAGCUCGAUGGCUGUAGAGAAGACCUUGCGAGUUGGUGAGUUGAUGAGUAGGUGAGUAGGUGAGUAGGUGAGUAGGCGAUUGCAGGCUGUGAGAGGCUUGUCUAACAAACGAAUUGCAGAAUGAACAGGCGGUUGUCAAGUCCUUUCUAUACUCUUGUGGAAUCGUCGAUCUACGAUGGCACGGAUGAUUCGGCACAUGGGACAGCAUCGGCUUUCGUCAUUGAACGGGAUCCUAUUCGCGAUGCUAUACCACACAGCCUACCAGAUACACGCACGCAGCUGAACAGCUAUGGACAAAUCGUUUGCCCAGUCUUACACACGUCAAGCAGGUUGUGCAGCAGUGGCGCUGAAAGUCAGCGCAAUUCGCCUUGUGAUUACGUCAACCAGGAUCGGCGCCAAGGCACCGUAGAACCAGCGUCAGCAAGGCACAGUGCUGUGGGUUGUGGGCGAACUCGCCCAGAGCGGCUAACCCGGAGCUUUUGCUGGGGAAGCGUUGGUAUUGGCACCAAGACACCUGCAGAUCCAUCAGCGCCCCCAGACGGCCUGGGACCGGCCUUCCGGCCGCUACUCCAUGUUUCCAACUUCC